CAAUUUUCAGUGGGAUGGCAGUAGCACGGCGAAUAUUUUCAUCAACUGAAAAUAGUAAGUGUUGAAAAUAUGGAUGAGGGACGAAGUGGAAGUGAAUUACAUUGCUCCUCAGGAAUGAAAGUGGAGUGGGUAGAAAUUGUGGAACCACAGACACGGCAGUAUAUGUAUGCAAAUCUACGAACGGGUCAGUGUUCUUGGGAACCACCAGCUGGUGUGCCAGUGAAGAAGACUGCAAGCAAUCAGUGGUGGGAAUUAUUUGAUACCAAUUCCCAGCGGUUUUACUAUUACAAUGCUACCACGAUGCAAACGGUAUGGCAGAAACCAGCAAAUUGUGAUAUUAUACCACUUGCGAAACUUCAGACGCUCAAAGAAAAUACCGAACUUCAUUCCAAUUUGGAGCGUGAUGAUGGAUGUUCAGUGCCACUUCUUGAAAGAACGAUGACAACUAAACGAAAUAAUGAAACGCAGACAUCACCGAAAGAAGAAAGAAGGUCUGGUAGCAGCCGUAGUUUAGCUCAUACAGUUUUUGCCCAGAAUAUAUCCCCUGAAUCAGGAAUUGUAACAACAAGAAGGCUCAAUUCACCGCAUACAUCCAUGCCAAGGAAAACAUGUAAUGAAUCAUCCUCCCCCUUGCAAGUGUCACCUGGUUAUAUUGCACCGCUAAUUAAUACUGUUCAGGACAUGCGCAUAUACUCAAAUCGUGAAUGUCUGCCGCGAAAUGUUUCCGCUUUGCAAGUUGCUUCGUAUAUUCCUCGCGAUGACUCACUUGAGGGCCAUUUAGCACCGUUGCACCGUCCACAGAUUGUAAUGUCAACUCGUACAGCAUCAUCUGCUUCAAGCAAUGUUAUGCCGUCAAUUAUUCAGUCUUCAGCUGGUAGUUCCAGUUCAUCACUCACAAUGAGCAACAAUCGUCUUCCACUUGAUGAUGGUACAACGCUGAAAAAAUGCCACAAUUUGACAUCAAGCCCAAAAGUUCGAGAAUUUAAUGACGCCAUUCUUGGGGCAUCAGAUUGCUGGACUAAAGAAUCCAUUAAACAACCUGUUUCCGGCAAUACGGAUGAUAAGCAUGUGAAAAAAGAGGCACCAAAUAUGUUCAAGGUUAUUCAAAGCUAUAUGGGUGAUCGAAAAAGUAAGACGUCUAAUGAUCAGCUGGCUUUAACACUUUGUGAAUGGGGUAUUUCAAAGGAAGGUCUAGCCGAUGAACUUUUUUGUCAAAUUAUGAAACAGCUGACGGGCAACGAAAGAUUUGAUUCGAUACGAAGAGGAUGGGAAUUACUCGCCAUAUUUUUGGCUUUUUUCUCACCGUCAAGUCCAGAAAUAACUCAAAAAUUGACUGAAUUUAUUGAAGCAAAUUCUGAUCGAUUGUUGGAUAUGCCCGAGGUGCCCGUUUCGCAUUAUGCCAUUCAGUGCAGCAGACGUCUUGCACGUUUAUCAGCUACACGGCCAAAACCAUCGCUUAGUCUUAUCCAAGAAUCUCGUGUACAUAUUUUCAACCCGCCGCAGUUUUGCACUCCUCUGGAAGAACUGAUGGAAAUGCAGGCCGAAAAAUAUCCAGAAAGAAUUUUGCCUUGGCUCGAGACAACAUUAAUAGAUUUGAUAUUGUCAGCUGAUGGACAGCACACCGAGGGUAUUUUCCGUGUACCAGCUGAUCCGGAUCAUGUCCAUACAGCAAGAUUGCGUCUCGACCGAGGACUGAUCCCGGUUGUGCGUGAUGCUCAUGUUCCAGCAGCGUUACUAAAAUUGUGGUUACGUUCACUUCCAGAACCACUACUGCCGGAUACUUUUUAUUUACGUUGUUUAGCAGUGUGUGAUCAACCCGAAGAAGCGUGUCGCAUAGCUGAGUUGCUACCUGCUGUGAAUCGUCUAGUUUUAGCAAAAUUACUCGAACUUCUCCAGCUGCUAGCAGAAGAAGAAACAGUAAAAUAUACAAAAAUGGAUGUGUGUAAUUUAGCAAUGGUAAUGGCACCCAAUGUAUUACGAUGUGGUAGUGACGAUCCACGUGUUAUUUUUGAUAAUGCACGACGCGAAAUGACGUUUCUGAAAACGCUCAUUUUACACUACGAUACUUCCUUUAUACGUUCUGUUUCCUAAAUUCUGAAAAAUUAUUUUUGGAAUUACGGGAAUAAUUAGAAAAGAUUACAAUUUUUUAAAGAUUUCUUAAAAUUAUUUAAACA
This is a messenger RNA of Loa loa (African eye worm), 2174 nucleotides long. RefSeq lists its product as hypothetical. Gene Ontology annotation, cellular component: cytoplasm; cytoskeleton. The transcript has 12 exons. Gene Ontology annotation, biological process: signal transduction. NCBI's taxonomy places the organism in Eukaryota, Metazoa, Nematoda, Chromadorea, Rhabditida, Onchocercidae. The record is from RefSeq and is a predicted model, not a curated record. The coding region runs from base 70 to 2091 and encodes 673 amino acids. Gene Ontology annotation, molecular function: protein binding; GTPase activator activity.